This is a messenger RNA of Xylaria bambusicola, 3012 nucleotides long. RefSeq lists its product as uncharacterized. Gene Ontology annotation, cellular component: catalytic step 2 spliceosome. The record is from RefSeq and is a predicted model, not a curated record. The transcript is spliced from 7 exons. Gene Ontology annotation, molecular function: protein binding; RNA binding. The coding region runs from base 150 to 2702 and encodes 850 amino acids. Gene Ontology annotation, biological process: mRNA splicing, via spliceosome. NCBI's taxonomy places the organism in Eukaryota, Fungi, Ascomycota, Sordariomycetes, Xylariales, Xylariaceae.
ACAGCUUCGUCAACACAUCCUCUCACAGCAGCUUUUACAGCCGCCAUCGUCGCAUCCUUGCCCAACGACUCGCAUUUGGUCCAGAUCGACAGAACGAGACUCGGCCUUUCGCGAUUUGAACAGACAAGAAAUUACCAUUUGAAACGAUCAUGGCGGAGGUCGAACCGCAACCUCAUGUAGUCGAAUCAUCAGAUGCCUUACCAAUUCGCCGUUCGUCGCGGUCGCCGCGGUCACCUCGCCAUGACGAACGUCCCCGACACCUAGACGGAGGCGGCGACAGCUACCGCCCAUCCCGUGAUAAUCGGCGCGACCGCUCUGGCGAUAGAGAUGGAAACCGUCGCCCUCGGCAGCGCACGCCACCGAAGGCUCCCACCGAGGAAGAAAAGCAACAAGCGGCAAAGGCCGAAUAUGAGAAGUUGCUGAACGCGCGUUCCGGUGGUGUCUAUAUUCCGCCCGCGAGACUGAGGGCGCUCCAAGCACAGAUCACCGACAAGGCGUCAACGGAAUACCAGAGGCUCGCUUGGGAUGCUUUGAAGAAAAGUAUUAACGGGUUAAUAAAUAAGGUAAACGUCAGCAAUAUCAAGCAUAUUGUGCCAGAGAUGUUCAAUGAGAACUUGAUCAGAGGGCGAGGGUUAUUUGCUCGGGCAAUAAUGCGAGCACAGGCGUCAUCUUUGCCAUUCACGCCAGUUCUAGCUGCUAUGGCUGCGAUAAUAAACUCGAAAUUACCCCAGGUCGGAGAACUGUUAGUAAAGAGGCUCGUCAUGCAGUUUCGCAAAUCGUUCCGGCGGAACGAUCGAGCUGUCGCGAGCAGUUCAACCCUAUUUUUAGCCCACCUAGCAAAUCAACAGGUCGUUCACGAAAUGCUAGUAGCACAGAUACUGCUUUUAUUACUACAGAAACCGACCGAUGAUAGUGUAGAAAUAGCUGUAGGGCUUCUCAAGGCCGUAGGCCAACACUUGGAAGAAAUGAAUCCCUUGAUCGCUAGGGCAGUUUUUGAUCAGCUACGAUCAACUCUGCAUGAAGCUGACAUCGAUAAACGAACUCAAUAUAUGAUUGAAGUCUUAUUUCAAGUACGGAAGGACGGGUAUAAAGAUAGUCCUGCCAUUCGAGAAGAGCUCGACCUCAUAGAAGAAGAAGACCAGAUCACACAUCGAAUAGAGCUAGAUGGCGCUAUCGACGUAGAAGAUGGACUAAACAUUUUCAAAUUUGAUACCAACUGGGAGGAGAAUGAGGCUGCGUACAAGCGUCUCAAAGCUGAAAUCUUGGGCGAAGGUAGCGACGACGAGGAAGAUGAAGAUGAAAGUUCGGAAGAUGACGACGAAGAGGAUGAAGAGGCCAAGGCUAUAGAGAUUAAGGAUCAGUCCAAUGCUGACCUCGUCAACUUGAGGAAAACCAUCUAUCUGACAAUCAUGUCGAGCAUCAGUCCCCAAGAGGCUGUCCAUAAACUGCUCAAGAUCAGCCUACCGGCUGGAAUGGAGCAAGAAUUACCAUCUAUGGUUGUGGAAUGCUGUGCCCAGGAACGAACAUACACAAAUUUCUUUGGAGGCGCCGGAGAAACAUUAGCCAAAAUAGGGAGGCAUUGGACGGAUUUGUUCGAGCAGGCGUUUCAGAACAAGUACGAGACUAUCCACCGCUACGAUACAAAUCAACUACGAAAUAUUGCAAGAUUUUUUGGUCACUUAUUAGGGUCGGACGCUAUUGGAUGGCAUGUACUCAGCGUUAUCCACCUGAACGAGGACGAGACAACCUCCGCCAGUCGAAUCUUCAUCAAGAUCCUAUUUCAGCAGAUGACUGAAGAACUCGGCAUGCCAAAAGUUCAGACCCGCAUGAGAGACGAAACAAUGCAGCCAAGCUUCGAGGGCCUGUUUCCUCGUGACAAUGCUCGCAAUAUUCGUUUCUCGAUCAACUACUUUACUAGCAUCGGAAUGGGUGCACUGACCGAAGAGAUGCGAGAAUAUCUCGCAAAUAUGCCGAAACCAGCGCUUCCUGCGCCAGUUGCGAAAGAAUCGGAUACAGACUCGGUGUCUAGCUAUUCUUCGUACACUGGUUCAUCAUAUUCGUCACGAUCUCGAUCAAGGACUCCACCACGGAGAGCGUUGGAGCGAGGUCGUUCACAUUCUCGAUCACCGCGUAGAAACGGGGGUGCGAGAUCAUACAGCCGUAGCCUAUCUCGUUCAAGGUCUCGCUCCUAUACUUCAUCACGCAGCCCUCCACGGCGCAGGCAAGACUCGUACUCCCGAAGCCCCCCACGGCGCGCCCGGCCACAAUCACCCAACCGAAGUAUUUCUCGUUCUCGCUCUCGCUCACGCUCUCGGUCCUAUAGUUCACCGAGAAACCCUCCACGACGCAACAUGCGCUCUCCAAGUCCGGUGAGACGGGGUCGACGUGAUUCUAGCUAUUCUAGAUACGAGUCUCGCAGUCCGCCACCUAGAGCAAGACGAAAUUCUAGCUCUCCAAGAUACAGAUCACGCAGUCCACUUCCCCGGGGUACCGCUAAAGCCCGAUCUGUCAGCCGAGGGCGUAACAACUCAAGGUCCCAGUCUCGCUCGCGCUCGCAGUCUUAUACACCAUCGCGCAGCCGCAGUCGCACCCCCGUUCGCAACGACCGCAGUCCGACACCUCGGCGUACUCGUCCGAAACGAGACUCAUCAUACUCUGUUAGCCCUCCCCGGAAGAGGACGAGAUAUAAUGAUCGUGAUUAGCAUUGUUAUUGGGAAAGGGAUGAUCAUCUAGUGUAUAUUUCAAAAGCAAUGGAUACAUCAACAGGGAUGCGUAUGAUCUUAGCUCAGCUUAAGUUGCAUUUGUUGACAGGAGUGGGCGGUCUUGGGAAACUAACGACGAGACUUAUUGUCGUCGGUAUCAAAGGCAGAUUGUUUGUACACUAUCAAUACCCAAAAAGCUUGAUCAAGCCCAUUUAAUAGGACCGCGAAUAUCAUAUGUCCAGAUACAGAUACAUCAUUCCUUUCCACACCAACCACAUAACUAAAUGUACAAGCCUUACCAAAAUAACAU